AUGCUUCGACACGUGUGGCAAGACAAGAGACUGAAUUUCGAGAAAAAGAACACGUCGUACCUUGAGGACGAAUAUCUAUCAGGGAGCGAAUGGCUCUACAACCUCAUCUGGUCCCCGACUCUCUUUUUCGCGAAUGAAAAGGAUUCGAAUGUCUUCCAACUCAGCAAGAGGAACGUCUUCGUCGCCAUCUCCAAGAAUGGCACGGUCACGCUAACCUACAGGCGAGUUAGAUCCUGCUUUACAAGUGUUUUGCGGGUAAGAAAAAAAUUUAGUGCCAUCAUAGUGAGAUUCAAGAUCAAGAGGGACCCUGGACAUUACAUCCUGGAUUAUUAUGUACCCUCCAUCUUCCUGGUCGUCGUGUCAUGGGUCUCCUUCUGGUUGGAUCCCAAUGCUGCUCCUGCCCGCGUCGCUCUCGGAACAUGCACGAUGCUGACCUUCAUCACCCUGUCAAGGAAUAUAGGCGACGAACUGCCUAAACUGUCAUAUUUGAGGGCCGUGGAAAUCUGGUUCUUUGUCUGCAUCGCCUUCAUCUUCCUUACCCUCGUCGAAUUCGCUUUUGCCAACAUUAUCUCUCGCAGAGGAACAGAGGCAGUGCCACUGAGAAAGGUGACAAGCAGGAACAUGCUGAUGUACGGGCUCAGUCCCAGGUUGACUCGUUUUCAGCCAGGCCGGAGAAAAGAGCGGACCAAGUCUGACGGAAACCUGGAUGUCCCCCGCAAUGACCUCGGCCGGGACGUGGACACUAAUCAGCUGUCGGUGAACAGCUUCGAAAAAGCGUUUUUCACCGUAACCCCAUCAAGCAGCAUGGAGACGUUGAACAUGCCAGAAGAUGAUUGCAAGGAUAUUACAAUCUCAGUGCCGAUCACUUCAGUUGGUGGCGAUGAGUCUGCCUCUUCCAAAUCCAGGCAGAGAAAGAUGAGCGUGGUAUCGAUGGACUGGGUCAAAGAAAAAUGGCGUCUGGCGCAAGAAGAGAAGGAAAAGAAGAAAGCCAAGAAGGAAAUAACAUUCAAGGAAAUGACUCCUCAACAAAUUGCCAUUUUCAUCGACGAAAAAAGCCGAAUCUUCUUCCCCAUCUGCUUCAUUAUCUUCUGCAUUCUUUACUGGACCCUUAUCAUCAUUCUCUGAAAUAAUCCAUUGCGCACAAUUAUUCCCUCUCAUACAAAUAAUAUGAGCUGCAAAUGAUAUAAACUGAGGAGGAGAGUGUCUCGGCUGCCCCAGUAUACUCUGUAUUUCUGACGGUUCUUGGCAACUCGGUUGCUACACGUCUUGCCUAUUCUCUUCGAUGUCUUUGUUCAGUUCAGGAAAAUUUUUUUAAUUAAAAAAGACGAUGCCCUCAUUCUGUCUCAGUCCUUAGAUCAAUUUGUUAAUGUCAAGUAGAGAUGCUCGUGAAAGCAUGAAGUCAUGAGAGAUUCCCCGAACACGACAGCAAGAUGGCGCGAUUUCAAGAGGAAGAUCGUUAGCGAUCAAAUCUGCUGCUUCCCUCGUUGCCUGCUUCAGGAUGGUAACAAGAAUUACGACCACA
Molecule: messenger RNA, 1522 nt
Organism: Darwinula stevensoni
Lineage: Eukaryota; Metazoa; Arthropoda; Ostracoda; Podocopida; Darwinulidae
Source: the annotation of a GenBank genome assembly